AUGAUCAGAAAUCCGAAUUACUCAAAUUUUGUUUGCUGUGCUAUUUGUAAUAAAGUAAUUCCACCAGCUCCUGUUGGGGAAACCUUCAAACAGAUCCAUGAAUACAAACCAUUUAAGACGCGCUUUUAUACUCACAAAGAUAUACUGGAUAUUGGGGCAAGUAUUCAGGAUAAAGAAGAGCAAUUUCAAGAAGCUCUGUUCAAAGAACGCAUUGCAAAGGCAGAAGCUGAAGUGUGGGCUAAGGCUAAGGAACUCCAAAAACAAGCAGUAGAAAAAGCAAUUGAAGAAGCAAAGGACAAACACAGAAUUGACCUUCUAAUUCUGGAAGAGAAGCAUCAAAAGGAUCUACAGGAUGUAGUCGAAAAAACGAGGCUAGAGAUGCAUCGAAACAUGGAAGAAGAACUAAAGAGAGAAAACUUGGCUGCAGAACAACGUAUGGUCCAUAGAAUCCAAAGAAUUAUGAUGGAAUGCCACAGGGAGAAGGUCCAGGCUGUGGAGAAAGCCAGGCAUGAAGAAAGACAUUUAGCAGAAAAAGAAAUGCAGGCUCACAGAAGAAAGGCCAUGGAGGAACUGUUGAAUGCCGGUGUGUCCGUUGUUAAGGAUCAGAAGAAGAGUGUGGAACUAUUGAUAAAGGAAAGAGAACACGAAAUGAACAUCUAUUAUGGUAUGGCUCAUAGGCAGAAGCAAGAAGAGGUUCAGGAAGUGCUUCAAGAAGCGGAGAAAACACAUCAAGUUACACUUGGAAAUGUGAUGGAUAAACUGGUUAAUACCCAAGGGGAGCUGCUGUCCAUCGCAAAACAACUGGGAAUCAUGACAAAUUGGAAAGAUUUUCUGGAGGAAGAAUUACAAGAAACAAGGGCAGCAUUUCAAAAAUACAUCAAUUAUACUUUUCCUUCGCUUUCACCCGGGCAUGCCGAUUUUAUUCUGCCAGAAAGAAAGAAAACACCUUCCACUCUUGCUGCUAUCAAGAAGGAAAAUCUGGUAACUACAGAGAAGGAAACAGUUCUUAAUUAG
This is a messenger RNA of Chrysochloris asiatica (Cape golden mole), 1014 nucleotides long. Its product is annotated as chromosome unknown open reading frame, human C6orf163. Bases 1 to 1014 code for a protein of 337 amino acids. Lineage: Eukaryota; Metazoa; Chordata; Mammalia; Afrosoricida; Chrysochloridae. The transcript has 5 exons. The record is from RefSeq and is a predicted model, not a curated record.